CCACAAAGCAGUGACAUGAGGCUAUAAAAAGGCAAAGAUAUUUUUCAUCUGAGCCACCGUUUUUAUUAACACUUGUCCAUAUAUCUGAGAAGUGGCUUAAACCCUAGCCGCUCCACAUUUGUUCCUCUUUCCUUAAACCCUCAAACUUCCUUUCCUUAGAUUUUUGAAUUUGUCUGCACAAAUGGCUUUCUACAACAAACUCGGUAGUCUGUUGAGGCAGAGCAAUGCAGUAAGUGCAAAUUCAUCAACUCCAGCAAUGCUUAAUGCCAUCCGCUGCAUGUCGUCAAAGCUUUUUGUUGGUGGUCUUUCAUGGGGAACUGAUGAUCAGUCACUGAGAGAUGCCUUCGCUAGCUUUGGUGAUGUUGUUGAUGCAAGGGUGAUCGUUGACAGAGACUCUGGCAGAUCAAGGGGAUUUGGAUUUGUGAACUUCCAAGAUGAAGAAAGUGCAAAAGAGGCUAUGACAGCAAUGGACGGUCAGCAACUCCAGGGAAGGAAUAUCCGUGUUAGUAUAGCAACCGAGAGGGCUCCUCGAAGUGGUGGUUUUGGUGGCCAAGGUGGAUUUGGCGGUGGCUAUGGCGGUGGUCAAACCAACGAUGGAUUUUAAGUCACUCUUUACCGUUAACUAUAAGCUGUCAAAGUGUGCAUGGUAAUACUUAUCUAAGUAGAGGACCUGGUGUGAUGGCUUCGUUGAUUUUAUCUUUUAAAACGUCUUUUUGUGCAAGUUUUUAGUUACCAAUAAUUUUUCCAGAUUUAUCACUAGUCUUCUGUGUCUCCUAUUUAUUGUUUAUUGCAAGCAUACAACGUUGUGUAUUGCCUAGCAUCUUUGAACACUACUCACAACAGAAUGGAUGGCAAUUGAUAAAUUUGCAAAUUUUAGA
Lycium ferocissimum is the source of this 878-nucleotide messenger RNA. Its product is annotated as glycine-rich RNA-binding protein 2, mitochondrial-like. Gene Ontology annotation, molecular function: mRNA binding. NCBI's taxonomy places the organism in Eukaryota, Viridiplantae, Streptophyta, Magnoliopsida, Solanales, Solanaceae. The transcript has 5 exons. The coding region runs from base 182 to 604 and encodes 140 amino acids. The record is from RefSeq and is a predicted model, not a curated record.